AUGGCCACUCUGACCGAAUCCGAGGUUGAGAAGCUCUUCUCCGGAGCCCCGCAGUACUUUGCUAGGUCCGAGGGACACUACACUGGGGCUCCCCAUCCCUCGGUGGCGUUUCCAUGGGAUGAGGAGCUGGAGAUCAGGGAUCUUACCGACCACACGCAGAUCGAGGACAAGGCUUGGGGCUCGAUUACGGCAUGGCCUCACAUCACCCGCGAUGUCAACAGCGACCGCUCUGCCGCGCAGCGUGCUUCGGAAGCGAAGCGCCGGGCGCACUUUUACCCGCGAUGCCGCGAGAGGCCCAACAUGUUGAGCAUGUUUGGGCUUGAGAAAGGGAGCGUGGGUUAUCAGGCUGCCCUCGAGUUGGGCGUGGCCGAUGCCCUUCAGGAGGAACAAUGGGGUUUCGAGCGCCUCGCAGCCAGAGACCCCGCCAUCGUCAGGCAGCGCCAAACCAUGCUCACGUCAAGGGACGGCCUCCGACACGUUGACGAGACUCUGAUCAUGGAGCAGCUGAUCAAGAAUGGGCAGAGAUAUUGCGAGCCGCAUCCCCGCGAACCCCGACUGUCGGGUGAUCUUUACAACGAGUUGUUCACCCAGAUCCUGCAUCCGCCAACAGAGGUGCUAGAUCACCGAGACCCUUACAGCCUCUCCGUCCAGAUCAUGGCUCUAGUCAAAGUUCUCGCCACGCCAAACAUGUGGAUCGAUUUCUCCCAUGUGGAGUGGCGCAUCAGACUGGGCCAGCUUCUGUGGGAGAACCCGAAAGGGGACAAUGCCGAGGACGCGGCAUCUGUCCAGACGGGUGAUUCGGCGAGUGACAUUCACGAGGAGCGGUACUGGCUGCUUUUGCAGAUCCUCCUGGCCUGUGAACUGCUCGUCAGGCUGGAUGCUAUCACCGAGGGCGAGGAGCUUGGAGCGGGCAGUCUCCGGCCGGCGGAAAUCUACAAGUUCGAAAAGGAAGCCACGAAGUCGGUCAAAUGGUCGCUGAUCCUGGCACGGGUGUGGCUGGAGAACAUAGAAGUCGUUAAAACCGAAGCUAGCGCGCCGGCGGACGUCGAAGAGAAAUCUUCAGGCUGGCUGGCGACACUGACGAAGCGCAUGUUGCUCGCUCGCGAUCACGACUGGCAGAACCACCACAACCGCGUCCCGGUUUACGCGAUCAAGGGACAACACGCCCGCCGCCAAGUUAACGGUCUUGCGCAUUUUGCACGCCGAUUGCGUUGGCCUGGAGCUGAAACUUACUUGUCUCAGGUGACUGAGAACUGCCGCUCUGUAGUCGAAGGCACUCCUCUCAGUACGUUGCUUGCUCGAUCAAGCAGUCGCGCGGAUAGCCAUCAUCUCUUCCACUUUGGCCAUCAUCCGAAAGAGGAAACAAAGGAACACAGCCCUCCGUCUAGGCGGAAGAGCGUAUCGGUUGCGUUGAAUCCGUCAGGAUGGCUCUCCAAGAGCUAUGUUUCUGGGUUGAUGCUCCCUGGUGACGGACUUUGUCAUUUUCUGAUGGCAACCCUGCUAGAGAACGACCCAGAGGCGUUAUCGAGCUUGGGCCCCACGGCCAAUCUGUGCAGCGGGUUUGUGUAUUCUGGCAAGAGCUUCUGGAGCACAUCAUGCAUUGUCGGUCGUGUCCUUAGCGCCGGAAGGGGUGCUGUCGAAUGCAUGGGCUGGAUCUCCAGCGACGUCAUCCCACGAGGAUUUGGCAAUGGCUGGGUGAAAAUUGAUGCAGAAGAAACACCAGAGGAUGCGCUUCAAGUCAACAAAAAAGCCCGCCUUUGGGGUAAGAAGGCGGUUGAGCGGGAGUCCAACGUCCUCGGAGACACUGAUCCAUCAUCUGUCCUUCCCGCCGAUUUUCUUAUUCCCUCUGAGAACACCUACCCAGAGAAGGAGCCCCCUGCCCUCGACAUCGUUCUGAAAGCCUUGAAUCUCGGGGCACCAGUCAGUCCCGGCCACACCACUCCAGCACAUGGCAAUGAAACUACCCCAGAAUCGGAUGACAGCAAAGUUAGCUCACCUUCCGUCUUUGCCGCCUCGGUAACCUUUGCUGUGACAGACCUCGACUCGGAGGAGGUUCAUGAGUACACAUAUUCCCUGGCUAAGGACAUCAAUUUCGUGACAGCCCACCCGUGUGUGCCUUCGCAAUACGUUAGGCUCAUGAAGUCACCCUGCAGCCCAACAAUUCAGCAGGUUGAUAUAUCUGGCCAUGGUGCUUCCGGUAGAACAGCAAGUGUAGUCGGCCACCCGUUACACAAAUACUACACCUAUGUAGCACUCCACCUGUCUGAGCUACUCACCAAGAAGGAUUGUACCCUCGAGUCCCUACUGAGUAGCUACUCAUUAUCUCCACGACAGCGGCCUAUCAUGAGCCCCUCACUCUCGCAGAAAAACAGCCCGGCCGCCAAGGUGCUUGUCAUCGAUUGCAUUACGGGCUUCCGUCCGCAACCGCAGGAGCACGAAAUCCCCCUGUCGCCUGUCAUCAGCCGAACAGACAGCAACAAUUCUGGAAUGCUAACCUCGCCUACUUCGUCCAACGUCACCUUGGGAGGCAGCACAGACCAUGGUCAGGGUGAUGGCACGGGAACAGCAACGUUGGAGAGCGCGUCAAAGAAGAUGCACUCGGAAUCACGGCGACGGCAGUUUGGAUCUGAUAUGGAGAUUUUGGUGCGGGCGUUCUGUGCGGAAAAGGGUUGGAACGCGUUGAUUAGCCGGCGGCGGAGGGGAUGUCUGGCGUGUGCGAUCCGGGAGGCCGGGGCGCUAGGGUGGAAGGUUGUUAUUCGUGUUGAUUAG
Messenger RNA from Thermothelomyces thermophilus ATCC 42464, 2769 nucleotides. RefSeq lists its product as uncharacterized. The transcript has 3 exons. The record is from RefSeq and is a predicted model, not a curated record. The coding region runs from base 1 to 2769 and encodes 922 amino acids. Lineage: Eukaryota; Fungi; Ascomycota; Sordariomycetes; Sordariales; Chaetomiaceae.